AUGGCACACCACAAGGCCGUCACGGAAAGCCCAACGGCACACUCAGACUCCCACCACAGGCUAAGCAAGCACCUGAAAAGGGCCACCCUGGCAACAGAUGCCCAGAGCCAUGCUGGCAGCAGAUGCAACCAGAAAAGGGUGAGGAAAAACAAUGAGAUUCCCACAAUGCAGCGCCAAAAACCGCCUUGCUUACCAGCAGCGUCCCAGCACAAGAGGGGCAAAGGCCAACACAACCGAACAAGAAUGAGGCGGUCGACGAGGCCCAAAAUGGCGACAGCGGCAGACCGACUACACCGUUACAGCUGCAGCCGAUGA
This is a messenger RNA of Pelobates cultripes (western spadefoot toad), 315 nucleotides long. NCBI's taxonomy places the organism in Eukaryota, Metazoa, Chordata, Amphibia, Anura, Pelobatidae. The record is from the annotation of a GenBank genome assembly.